ACUUCUAAACAUUCUUCUGCAUCUUGCAGCAUGAACAACUCUCAAGAAACACCCAUGAACAGACCUGCAAAUCGCCAUCAUCAUCAUCAUCAUCAUCUAUCAUCUGCAGCAGCACCUGAAGAAAGCAGCUGGACCUCUUACUUUGAAGAGUUUCUAUGGCAGAAGAAUGGUGAUGAUCAAGAUGUGAUGAUGAGUUGUGAUGAAACCCUAAAUUUUCUAGUGUCUGAUGCUGCUUCUUCGGCCAAUAUCGUCAAGAAGGCGGUAUGCAUUCAAGAUGAUCAUCAUCAUCAUCAUGAUGCUAAGAAACUGAGGCUGAUCAACAAGAAGAAAACCAAAAGAUCAGUAAUGAUUGAUGAUGAUGAUUCUUUAGAAGAUACUGCUAGUUCUCCUGUAAACAGUCCCAAGGAGAAGGUUGGAACCUCUGAAGAAGAAAACAAGAGAAGGGUCUUGAACCCAAAUAUGGAGUUGAAGAAAAGAGGGCUUUGUUUAGUACCUUUGUCUUCAUUGGCUAACUAUCUUUCAUAAAUUACAAGACU
Messenger RNA from Cynara cardunculus var. scolymus (artichoke), 536 nucleotides. RefSeq names its product vascular-related unknown protein 4-like. Lineage: Eukaryota; Viridiplantae; Streptophyta; Magnoliopsida; Asterales; Asteraceae. The coding region runs from base 31 to 525 and encodes 164 amino acids. Gene Ontology annotation, biological process: multidimensional cell growth; xylem development. The transcript is spliced from 2 exons. The record is from RefSeq and is a predicted model, not a curated record.